Molecule: messenger RNA, 744 nt
Organism: Pantherophis guttatus
Lineage: Eukaryota; Metazoa; Chordata; Lepidosauria; Squamata; Colubridae
Gene: HDDC2
Product: HD domain containing 2
Cellular component (GO): cytoplasm
Molecular function (GO): 5'-deoxynucleotidase activity
Source: RefSeq, a predicted model, not a curated record
UGGAGCAGGCGGCCGGAAGUCCCGCCUAAACGGACUGAGCGGAUCCCGCCUCUUUCUCGGCUGCUUGGCGGCGGUUGUUGAAUUCGGGCGUCGACGUUGUUGUCGCCGACGCGAUGGGGAAUUUGCUGCAGUUUCUGAAGUUGGUGGGGCAGCUGAAGAGAGUACCCCGGACUGGCUGGGUAUACAGAAAGGUAAACAAUCCAGAAAGUGUCUCAGAUCACAUGUACAGAAUGGCAAUUAUGGCUAUGGUCACUGAAGAUAAAACUCUUAAUAAAGAUAGGUGCAUCCGAUUAGCUUUGGUUCAUGAUAUGGCUGAAUGCAUAGUUGGUGACAUUGCUCCUGCUGACAAUAUUUCCAAAGAAGAGAAACAUCGGCAAGAAAAGGAAGCUAUGAAACAUUUGACCAGAUUGCUGUCAGAGGAUCUGGGAAAAGAGAUUUAUGAACUCUGGGAAGAAUAUGAAUAUCAGUCUACUGCAGAAGCAAAAUUUGUAAAACAGCUGGACCAAUGUGAAAUGAUUAUUCAAGCUUUAGAGUAUGAAGAGUUAGAGAAACGACCUGGGACAUUACAAGACUUUUAUGAUACUACUGCUGGAAAAUUUAGUCAUCCAGAAAUAGUCCAGCUUGUAUCUUCGAUAAAUAAAGAAAGAAAUGCAAAUAUAGCUGCGAAAAACAGUGAUCCUCCAACUUGAAUCACGUUUGAAAUGUGCUUACCUGCAUCUUAAAUAAAUUAUUUUAUGAUUUGAA